AUGGCGCCGGCCAUGAACCCGCAGCCAGAAGUGUUGCAGCCACUGCAACCGAAUGAACAGUCGGAGAUCGAUUUCAAUGAUUUCAACUUUGACAAUAUCUUCGGCGGUACGCAAACCAACGGGGAAUUGCCGGAGUUCGACUUUGGCUUCUGGGGCGAUCCGAUCAAUUUCGGCAGCGAGCCAAUAAACUAUCCAGUAGAUGGAGGCUACGCGACAACAUGGACCGGCUAG
Molecule: messenger RNA, 231 nt
Organism: Didymosphaeria variabile
Lineage: Eukaryota; Fungi; Ascomycota; Dothideomycetes; Pleosporales; Didymosphaeriaceae
Exons: 2
Coding region: 1-231 (76 amino acids)
Source: RefSeq, a predicted model, not a curated record